Molecule: messenger RNA, 615 nt
Organism: Emiliania huxleyi CCMP1516
Lineage: Eukaryota; Haptophyta; Isochrysidales; Noelaerhabdaceae
Exons: 4
Coding region: 1-615 (204 amino acids)
Source: RefSeq, a predicted model, not a curated record
AUGGCAGCGGCGAGGGCGGAGACCGCGAGGCAGGCGGCGACGAGUCCGGCGGCGGCGAACGCGCUUAUGGCCUCUCCCCUCGCCGGGCUCGCGUUCGCAACGAGGGGGGUUCUCACGCCUGACUCCACGUCGCCGUCGUCGCUGCUCUCGCCGGAGCUCAGGAACGCGUCGAAGGAGGCGAACGGCGUGGCGUCGUGCCGUCCUUCGGGCGGCUCAGAAGUGCUGGUGACCAUCGAGUCGCUCUCAAGCGACUAUCGGCUGCAGAUGGAGGCUGCGCUCGAGGAGCGCAACAAGGAGCGGAUUCUGACCGGGCAGCCGCGGUAUGAGGAUAUCGAGGAUAUGGUGACCAAGUACCAGGAGUUCGAGGGCGAGAAGCUGGGCAUGUCGCGCGCCGAGGCGGAGGAUGCGGUGCUCAGCUACCUGCAGAAGAAGGCGCUCAUGGAUGAGGGCGCCUACAGCGGCGACCCGCAAGAGGCGCCCUCUGCCGGCAAGCGCAGAGCGGAUUCCCUUCGUAACUGUCUGCCGCCUCGGCCGCAGGUGAUCACUUUCGUGCUGCUUGGUGCGCUGGUCGUCGGCGUCGGCUAUAACCUCAUAGUGAACGGCAUACCGCAGUGA